AUGGCUGCUGGUGAUUCCAAGUCUGUGAUUCCUCUCGAAUCCAACCCCGCAAUUUUCAGCGAAUUAGCAUUCAAACUUGGCCUUUCUCCAGUUGUAGACUUUCACGAUGUCUAUUCUCUCACAGACACUGAGUUGUUAGCGUUCUUGCCCAAUCCCGUCUAUGCCGUUAUAUUGCUCUUUCCCUUGACCGAGUCAUACGAAAACUACAGGAAGACCGAGGAUCUGAACAUUCCACAAGCUUAUCAUAAUCAACAUAUUGAAACCAUCAAGUGGUUUAAACAGACCAUUGGAAAUGGCUGCGGCUUAUACGCACUUUUACAUGCUUUGGGAAAUUUGCCCAAUGAUCUCAUAAUAUCUAACCUGGUCUUGUCCAGCUUGUUGGCGAAGUUGGACCAACGUGUUUCUGUUGAAGAAGUUUCAAAAAUCGUAGAAGAUCUAGAAGCAUCAAUCAAACUUGAUCAGAAUUACGGUGAAAAGGGCCAGACUUCUGUUCCCGCUGCAGACGAAGAAAUUUACUUCCAUUUCAUCACUUUUGUCAAAGGAAAGGACAAUCAUUUGUAUGAACUCGAUGGAAGGAGAAACGGGCCAAUUGAUCUUGGUCCUACUGACGAACACAAUACCAGCAUUAUCUCAGUUCCACAAUUGACCGAGAAAAUACAGUUUUACAUCAAUAAUGCGGAUGAGGCAAACAAGCACAACUUUGCCAUGAUGGCCAUUGGCCCAUCGUUGGAUUAA
Scheffersomyces stipitis CBS 6054 is the source of this 735-nucleotide messenger RNA. It is a transcript of the gene YUH1, whose product is annotated as ubiquitin-specific protease. Gene Ontology annotation, molecular function: cysteine-type deubiquitinase activity. The record is from RefSeq and is a predicted model, not a curated record. Gene Ontology annotation, biological process: ubiquitin-dependent protein catabolic process; protein deubiquitination. The transcript has a single exon. Lineage: Eukaryota; Fungi; Ascomycota; Pichiomycetes; Serinales; Debaryomycetaceae. The coding region runs from base 1 to 735 and encodes 244 amino acids. Gene Ontology annotation, cellular component: cytoplasm.